CUUCGGCAGGUGCUACUAGUCUCUCGUCUGACGUGGGUCGCGGCAAAUGUUCGAUACGUGCGAGGGAAAAUCGCGCGGCGCUCGAGUUACGAGAAUACGGGAGGAGCAGCACGCGCGACCGAGGGGGCCGGCUUUCCGCCAAAGUGGAGCGGCUUUUCGAGCGGUAGCGGAAACGAAACCCCGGGGUACUCUGGCAUCAUCAUGAACAUCGAUGAAUUUCGCUCGCGCGGCAAGGAGAUGAUCGAGUACAUAUGCGACUACAUCCGCACGCUGGAGGGCAAGAGGGUGACGGCGAACGUCGAUCCCGGCUACCUGAGACCCCUGCUGCCGAAGGAGGCGCCCGUCAAGCCGGAAUCAUGGGACGCCAUCAUGAUGGACGUCGACGGCAAAAUAAUGCCCGGAAUCACCCACUGGCAGCAUCCGCGAUUCCACGCCUACUUCCCGUCCGGCAACUCGUUCCCCUCGAUCCUGGGUGACCUGCUGUCGGACGCGAUCGGCUGCAUCGGCUUCUCGUGGGCGGCCAGCCCGGCUUGCACCGAGCUCGAGACGAUCGUGCUCGACUGGUACGCCAAGGCGAUCGACCUGCCGACUGAAUUCCUGUCGGAGCAGAAGAACGGCGGCGGCGUGAUCCAGGGCUCGGCCUCCGAGUGUAUUCUGGUGACGAUGCUGGCGGCGCGGACCCAGGCGAUCAAGAAGCUGAAGGAGCAGGAACCCAAUAAGGAGGACUCGGCGUUCCUGCCGAGACUGGUGGCCUACUGCUCCACGGAAUCGCACUCGUGCGUGGAGAAGGCGGCGAUGAUAAGCCUGGUGAAGCUCCGGGUGCUCGAGCCGGACGAGAAGGCCGCGUUGCGCGGCAAACGGCUGGAAUCUGUCAUCAGGGAGGACGUGGCGAGCGGCCUGGUGCCGUUCUACGUGUCCGCUACGCUCGGCACCACCGGCUCCUGCGCCUUCGACAAUCUCGUCGAGAUCGGGCCCGUGUGCAAGCUGUAUCCCAACGUCUGGCUACACGUGGACGGCGCUUACGCCGGUAACGCCUUCAUAUGCCCGGAGAUGAGGCCGUUCAUGGCCGGCAUCGAGCACGCCGAUUCCUUCAACACGAAUCCCAACAAGUGGUUGCUGGUCAACUUCGACUGCUCCUGCCUGUGGGUGCGCAAUCGAGUCAAGCUCACGUCGGCGUUGGUCGUCGAUCCGCUUUACCUUCAACACGCUCGCUCGGGCGAGUCGAUCGACUAUCGCCACUGGGGUAUCCCGCUCAGCAGACGAUUUCGAGCGCUCAAGCUCUGGUUCGUCAUGAGAUCGUACGGCAUCAGCGGCUUGCAAAAGUACAUUAGGAAUCACAUAAGGCUGGCCAAGAGGUUCGAGACGCACAUGAAGAAGGACAGGCGUUUCGAGAUCCUCAACGACGUGCGGGUCGGCCUGGUGUGCUUCCGACUGAAGGAGAGCGAGGAGAUGAAUCAGGAGUUGCUGGCUAACAUUAACGCGUCCGGUCGGCUGCACAUGAUACCGGCACGGGUGAUGGGCAAGUACGUCCUGCGUUUCUGCGUGACGAAGGAGGACGCGACCGAGGAGGACAUCGAUUACGCCCUCAGCGUCAUCGAGGAGCACGCGACGGAGGUGAUGCUGGCGCACUACGAGGGCACGGAGGACGAGUACAGGGCGAAGGGCCCGAAGAGCCCGGCCGCCCUCGACAAGAAACUCGUCCGCAAGUUCAGCUUCACCAGGAGCGUUACCAGAGACGCCUACAAGAGAUCCAUCUCCAAAUCUAGCCUGCACGACGGCGCGACGCCCAUCAUGGUCGUCGACGAUAACUCGCAGGUCGACGCCAUCGACGAUGACCGUUUCUGCAACAGCAGAUCGUGACGAUGUCGAUGACGGUCCCCGGCGCCGACUCGGGACGACGUAGAUGAUAAUAAAAAGGGUCCUCGCUACACGGCCGUGUGAUGCGGGACUCGGACGGCCCACCGUCGUCAAUUUACUGACUCCCGAAGUCGCGUUUGUUGAUAAAGGACCGGCUACCACCGAUUUACAUCGCCACGUAAGUGUUUAGCCGAAUUUUUCGUCUCCGAUCAAGUCCGCUGGACGCCCACCUCGAGACAGUCGCUCGUUUAUAGACGACGGAUCGGUCGUACAUUGUCUCGAGCACGAGCGAUUCUUCGUGGCGACGAAAUUGCGUCGAAUGGCACACGGAGGUAUCGAGCCAAGUUUUGCGACAGAGCGUGAGAUUCUCAAGCACAUUUUAGACAGCUCGUAAUUCGCGACAGAGUUUCGGCUUAAACAAUUUAAUUACGAACGCACGCGUAUAAUGCGAAAGAGAAAGCAUCCGACUAGCAUAGGCUUUUUUUAUUACGAUCGAGUUUUUAUAGGGAUUCGAGAUUUUUAUUAAAAUUAUAGAGGUAGAAUUUUGCCGCACAUGGAAAUUCUGUCCCGAAUUACGGACGGUCUAAAGUGGGUUUUAGAGGCGGCUGCGCGUAUAGUUAACGUAGUCGUUUGAUCUAUUUUGGUAUAUACAUAUAUAUAUGUAUGUAUAUAUAUGUCUGUAUAAGCGAUAGAGAUGAAUCGAUGUACAUAUGUAAUACGUGAUAAUGACUGCCGAUGUACGCACGGACUCUAAUAGUUUUAUAUAAAAUGCUAGUGAAUAAUUAAAGUGUAUCGAUCUCAAUAGAUUUACAAGUGAAUUAAUAGCAGACGACUAUACUGGUCCCAGUGUACACCAGAUAUGUCAGAAUUCUAUUUUUCUUUUUCGCUAAUACUAUAACCGAAACUGCGAAGAGAGAGAGAGAGACGCGUCAAUGUGGACACAUCAGUUACGCUACAUUUAGAAGAUACGUAGAUGCGCGAUACAAAAUCUCGAUUAGAAGAGAAUCGAUCAGUUGAUGAAGACGUGUUGCUUAACGUAGUGUCGUUACUGAUUAAAACUCGAUACGUUAUGAUAAUGUGAUAUCCGACGAUCCAUAAGAGACACCCAAAAUUGCAAAACGAUUUACAACUGAAACAAAGUCUAUACCACAUCUUGGAGACGCUGUAUAGUGGAGUAAAAUUGUAUUAGAACUUCAGAUACACGUGGAUAUAGUGGACGUCAUUAAUUCGUAUAAUUGAGUGGACAAUUGCAUGAUGGACGUCGCAUCGACCAAUAAGAAUAGAUUUUUAAUUUAGUUAUAGACGAUAAUCCUAAUGGAGAUGAGAGAAAAUCGUGAAAUAAUACUUAGGAAGGACGGAACGCGCUUGCAAACUUAAAGAUCUCACGAUUCGGAUUGAUUAAAUUUAUGGGUCGAUGCUAAUACGAAUAUAUCUGUGUACGUGUACGUUUGUCUUUAAUAACUCGCUCCGAUUUAUAAAAAUCAAUUUCAAUACGUACAAAGGUAAUACAGGAGAAUUACCCGAUUACAUUAGAACUUCACGAACGUGAUAGAAUGAUUAUGAAGUAUUUAUUUCAUAUGUACAGAUGUUAUAAUAAAAUUAAAGUUCGUAAGACAACUGAACUUUCUGUCAACCUCGGCUCCCUUUAAUUUUAAUUAUAGACCCCUUUUAAUAAAGCAUUGUUACGGAUUCGCCCCUCUGUCGAGUUGUUUGGAGACUCGCUGAUAUUAACACAGAUAGAAGAAUGACUCUGAAGUCACACAGUGCACUGAUAUCCCCUAAGAUAUUGCUGCCUUAUGCUUUAUUCGGUCGAAACGAGUUUUUUUUUACUGCGGAAGACCCGAAGAAGGGUCGAAACGUUUGCGCUAUUUUGAUUUGAGAA
Vollenhovia emeryi is the source of this 3739-nucleotide messenger RNA. Its product is annotated as aromatic-L-amino-acid decarboxylase-like. Gene Ontology annotation, molecular function: carboxy-lyase activity; pyridoxal phosphate binding. Gene Ontology annotation, biological process: amino acid metabolic process. The record is from RefSeq and is a predicted model, not a curated record. The transcript has 4 exons. Bases 202 to 1860 code for a protein of 552 amino acids. NCBI's taxonomy places the organism in Eukaryota, Metazoa, Arthropoda, Insecta, Hymenoptera, Formicidae.